AUGAACGACCAUUCGACCGAAAGGCUGGAGACAUUAGUCUUCGACUAUGAAGAUGACACAAUUCAGGGGAUGCUCCGAUUCGCCACCGAGAUAAGGGACCGGCGACUCAAGUAUUGUCGCGAUCGUCAAGCAAUACUGCAAGCACAACGCUCUGCGCUAGCUGCCCUUGCAGGCAGACCAGCACCACCACCCUCAGGUCAUACCUGCCCUGCUGCAUCAAAUCAAGACGCACCCGCUCCACCAAGAAAUAAUGAUAUGAACCAACGACCAGGCGAAGGCCAGUGUUCCGCCCCUUGCACAACAAGUGCAAAUUUUGAAAGGAUAACUUCUCAAGGUCCACCAAAUACUCAAGGGACGCAUAUCCAACAGCCCAAGGUUGUGAUCAAACCUGCCACACCAACUCUGCCUCCUGGGCAAAUGCGAGAAAUGCACCUGAUUCCUCCACCACACCCACAAUUUGUCGACAGCUGUGGAUCCGAAGGGCCUCCAGCUGAUAGGCGAGCACAGUCAACUCCUAAUAAUUCUUGCGUGGAAGAAGGUCGUGCAAGUCAUAUUCAAUUUUCUCCCCAAGUGGACACGUGCACUGCUUCUCAAAGUCCUACCACUACAAAAUCAACUACAUUCACCCAAUCGUCGUCUCAUCUGACUACGGAAAGAUCUGCCAGAUCGUGGGGAGGAUGUCGACACCCGUGUGCCAUGAUCGAAUGUCCCAUUUGUCAAGGGGCACUUCGAGUUAGCUUAACUCCGCUGUGUGGGGACUCGGUGGGGACGCGCUUACGUGGUGGUGCACCUACUACAACGGACACUGGUUGUACUACUGGCAAUACCAGUUCAAAUAACACGGGCAGUACACUUGCUCAACAACAGUACCUCACUGACAUCACAUUAUCUGGAUCCUCGGGUCGGUCGGCAGUACAGCAUGUGCACAAUAUCACAUAUCCUCCAGCAAAUUUUCAUCAAAUGCAAAAUCAAGAUCAGGAGCAUCGUUAUAAUUCAAAUCCGGAAAAUAUUGCUUCCCAUUCGUUUCAAAUAUUCACUAUGACUGAGGCACCAUUAAAGAGACCAUCGCUCCAAGACUUAUCGCUACUGCAGCCGACCACCAACAAAAAUCACACCUUUGGAGGUUGGUCAGGAGACAACGGAAAUCCUCCUGCCGAACCGUUCCAAUGUUACCUCAAUUCAUCUCGUCAUCAAAAAGAACAGCAUUAUUCCUCAGAGUCCGAGUCGGAAGACACCUACCCAUUCGUGCCUUCUUGCUGUAGUUCGUCUCCUCCACCUCCACGUAUUACCCCAAACAAGGGAGAAGGUCCAGAAAAUUGGAAACUCGCUGAUAAUGAUCAUUCUGUCCGACAGAAAAGAAUGGAAAUCCCACUUGAUCCUAGCAUAAUUAAUUAUUUGUGAUUCUAUUCCCAUUUAAAUUACACACGUCUACGCAACCAAUAAAAGGAACUACUGUAAAUUAUGUAUAAGUAACACAUUAAUGAAAUGACUGUAAUGGUAUCAUGCCGAUGAAGUUGUAUCUACAAGAUGAAUAGUCGUUGGGCAU
Molecule: messenger RNA, 1546 nt
Organism: Folsomia candida
Lineage: Eukaryota; Metazoa; Arthropoda; Collembola; Entomobryomorpha; Isotomidae
Exons: 3
Coding region: 1-1401 (466 amino acids)
Source: RefSeq, a predicted model, not a curated record